CUUUCAUUGAGCCAGAGAUUUGGCCACAGGAGGAACUUGAUCGCUGCCGGGAGAGUUGGAGCGCGCGGCUGGGCGGCUGCGUUCGGAGCGCACGGGAGAACAAACGGGAGAAGAAGUCGAGAUGAUGCCAAUGUAUUUCUUCUUCUCUGACAAAGUGGUUCUUCUGUUUGACUUUUGGAAUGUCCACAGCCCUGCGGGAAUGGUGCUUUCGGUGGUCGUGAUCAUGCUUCUGUCGGUGUUGUAUGAAGCCAUCAAAGUGGGCAGGGCCAAGCUGCUUCAGCACACCAUGCCGGCCAUGGCCCCCAGCCUCAGCCAGGAGACCUUAGAAGAGCCAGAGGGGGCAUCCAUGAACACAGGUGUGGAACGCCUAGCCAGCACCCCCCACAAGAUAUUCCUGUGGCACAGCACCCAGACCGUGCUCCAUGUAAUUCAAGUGGUCCUUGGUUACUUGGUGAUGCUGGCUGUGAUGUCCUACAACACGUGGAUUUUCUUUGGUGUUAUUGCGGGUUCGGCCAUCGGGUACUACUUCGCCUACCCGCUGCUCAACGCAAGAUAGCCUUGGCUGGCUCAGCUCCAUCCAGAAGAUUCAAACAGCUCAGUUUCCGCUUCAGAAACUGAUCAACGAGGCUUGGUGUCUGCUGUGGUAAAAGGGAAGUCUCCCCGACGUAGGGUGUCGUACCUCCCACCCAUCUGUUCUUCGCUCCAACUUCUCUCUUCAAGAUACCUACAAAAUCUGACCUUUGAAAACGGCCCUUUAAUUCCCCUCCACCUUUGCAGAGUGACAUUUAUGUGUGUAUAUAUAUAUGACUGCAGAGGUUUGUAUGACCACAUCUGAUGAGCCAGCCCAAUACUGUGAACUUCACCUAGCAGCAACUCUCCAAAUCUUAGGGUAAUUCUGCAUCUUUCUCCCUUCUGGUUGUGUUUACCCAGAAUUUGACUUCCUGGGUCUGGUCUGCUUGCAAAACAUAUGUUCUCUGUUCUUUUGGCCCGUCUUCAGUUUGUAGUGGAGAAAUAAUGCAUGCCCACCAUCUUAGUUUGGUAGGUAUAGUGCGGCAAACCCUGUCAUGGCCUCAAUUUGUGCCAGAACCAUUGAACUCAAUUGGAUAAGUGUGUGCAAAAUAUAUGGGAAAGGCAGACCCAAAGUUGAGGUUUGCAGGAGGAAAUGAGGGAAAAGAUGGACAACCAGGGACGGGUCCCAGCUAAUUGCAAGCUUGUGGUUCCAGUAAGUACUAGGUGCCACUGGGGCUGUAGGGAGUGUGGGGGUCAUUGCAUGUUGGACAGGCAAUGUUAUGUGGCAGGUGGUUCUGAGGAGGCAUGGGCCAAAGACUUAGAAAGCAACGCUUCUUUGUAAUCAACCAAAGCCCUUGAGCAGGGAAGUAGUAGAUUGUUUUUGGGGUGGAUUUCGUUCAGCUUGCCUGGAGAACACAAUAUGGGACGUGCUCUCUCUCCUAUCCUGGAUGACCCAGGCUACCCCGAUCUCGUCCAAUCUUGGUAGCUAAGUGGGAUCUGCCCUGGUUAGUAUUUGGAUGGGAAACCACCAAGGAGGUGCUACACAGAAGAAGGCAAUAACAAACCACCUUUGUUAGUCUCUUGCCUUGAGAACCCCAUAGGGGUUGUCCUAAGUCGGCAGCAACUUGAUGGCAUUUCACACACUCUCUCUUGCUGAAGAUCACCUUCUAAGGAUCAUCCAAGCCAUUGUAGUCACAACUGAAGUCACAAAGUUGAUUGAUCUGCCCAAUCAACUGAAGAGUGACUUUGGCGUUUAGUUUUAUUGGUGGCGAGGGAGGUUGAAUUAGGAUUUUCCUGGGUUUUUCUGCAGUUUGUGCAAUGGUUCCAUUUCAAGGAGAGCAAAAAUCAGGUGCAAUGCAGUAGCUUCUGAUUGGAGCUUAAUCACAAAGAGUAGGGAGGUUAACCAUCGCAACCAUGUGUUUCUCUUACUGGAAUACCCCUCUAGCAAGUUAUUUGCUGGCCGGAGGGGUGGGGGGUGCGGGCUGGUACACCUACUUUGCCUGUCUUUUUUUCCUGCCAAGGCUAUGAGUGGCUCGGGAGAGAAGUCAGAAUUAGUUUCAGUCAGCAAAAUCACAUUGCAGAUUUGGAAAGAGGAGUAAAGUGGUGCAGGAGGUUAAGAGCUCAUGUAUCUAAUCUGGAGAAACCGGGUUUGAUUCCCAGCUCUGCCGCUACUGCUCCACUCUGUGGAGGCUUAUCUGGGGAAUUCAGAUUAGCCUGUACACUCCC
Messenger RNA from Sphaerodactylus townsendi, 2235 nucleotides. RefSeq names its product solute carrier family 31 member 2 (gene SLC31A2). Lineage: Eukaryota; Metazoa; Chordata; Lepidosauria; Squamata; Sphaerodactylidae. Bases 122 to 556 code for a protein of 144 amino acids. The transcript has 4 exons. Gene Ontology annotation, molecular function: copper ion transmembrane transporter activity. Gene Ontology annotation, cellular component: membrane. The record is from RefSeq and is a predicted model, not a curated record. Gene Ontology annotation, biological process: copper ion transmembrane transport.